AUGUCUGCAACCGAAACAAACAACGUCGCCCUGGAGAAGGACAUCGAGGCUGAUGCCGCCGCGCCUGUGACCAACGGUGGCACGUCCACUGUGAACCCCACCAUGUCGGCGGAGGAGCACCACGUUGCUCAGCAAGCUGCCCGCUUCGGCUACGGUCCUCUGGCUCACGUCAACACUGCCGAGUCCCGUCUCCCAGCCUUUGGUGGUGAGUUCCAGCCCGGUCUGUACAAGCCCGUCGAGACUCGCAAGUUCGCCAACCCAGCUCCUCUGGGUCUGUCCGCUUUCGCCUUGACCACCUUCGUGCUGAGUCUCGUCAACAUGAGCACCCGUGGCUUGACCGUCCCCAACAUCGUCGUCGGUCUGGCGUUUGGAUAUGGUGGUCUGGUGCAAUUGCUUGCCGGCAUGUGGGAAAUGGCUGUCGGAAACACCUUCGGUGCCACCGCCCUGUCCUCGUAUGGUGGAUUCUGGAUUGCCUUCGGUAUCACUCUCACGCCCGGCGGGUUCGACAUUGCCGGGGCCUUCGCGCCCGAAGGUGUGGCCGGCGCCAACGGUGCUGCCACCCCGGCGUUCAAUAAUGCAAUGGGCUUGUUCCUGAUGGGCUGGUUCAUCUUCACCACCAUCUUGGUCCUCUGCACGCUCCGCUCAACGGUGGCCUUCUUCCUGCUGUUCUUUUUCCUGGACAUGACCUUCCUGCUGCUCGCCCUCGGCUACCUCUACCACGAGGGCGGCCCCACCUCUUCGGCCCCCAACCCCAAACUCGCGAAGGCCGGUGGGCUCUUUGGUCUCUUGGCUGCGUUCGCCGCGUGGUACAACGCCUUCGCUGGUAUGGCCGACGACAGCAACAGCUUCUUCGUUGUUCCGGUCGCCCACUUCCCCUGGUCGGCCACUGGCCGUGCCCGCAAGACCGAGCGCCAGCAGGCGUAA
Molecule: messenger RNA, 924 nt
Organism: Penicillium riverlandense
Lineage: Eukaryota; Fungi; Ascomycota; Eurotiomycetes; Eurotiales; Aspergillaceae
Product: acetate uptake transporter family protein
Exons: 3
Coding region: 1-924 (307 amino acids)
Cellular component (GO): plasma membrane
Molecular function (GO): acetate transmembrane transporter activity
Source: RefSeq, a predicted model, not a curated record